Messenger RNA from Danaus chrysippus (African queen), 954 nucleotides. Lineage: Eukaryota; Metazoa; Arthropoda; Insecta; Lepidoptera; Nymphalidae. The record is from the annotation of a GenBank genome assembly.
AUGAUUGAAGGUUUUGAUGAUCCCACAUAUAACGGAGAAAGUGCUAGUGCACGCUCGUUACUGCGAAGUACGACAUUGGUGGCGCGGCGUUUAGAGCAGGCGUAUGCAGGCUGUGCUGUGCUGACUUGCACAUUAUGGCUUGUGUUCCCUGUGCUGCACAGACUGUCUGGUAAUCCUGUGCAAUUCGCUUUCUGGACCGGUAUUGACACAGACCCACCAGUGAUAACGGCUGCGUUAUUGCAAGACAUCUUUGGAACAGCGAUACUAGUACAAUUUGGUAUAGGAGGUUGGAUUCUUUGCAUGGCUGCCUACAAGCUCGUCAGUCUUAACAUAUUGAGUAUUGAAUUCGCGUCCAUGACACUGUUCAUUCUCUGCAUACUCACAGAAUUAUUUCUAUACUGUUAUUACGGGAACGAACUUACUGUUGAGAGUGAGCUCAUAGUUCGGUCGGUGUAUUCAAUGAAGUGGGUUAGUUCUCCGCUGCGUUUCCAAAGACUGUUGCUUCUUCUCAUGCUGCGUGUGAGACGUACCCUUCGCCCAGCCGCCGGCCGAGUCAUACCACUAUCACUUGACACAUUCGUUAAGAUUUCUAGUAAAGAUAUGUUGAGAUGUCUUAAUAUCGAGCGGCAUGUUGCACCAGUUAGAAGAGAAUGCUUUAGUCUCAAGUAUUUGUCAAUAAGCGAACAAAAUUCCAUCUCAAGAGACAACGACAAUGAUGAGAGCCAGCAAGUCUCGGAGGCAUUAAUUAAUUUGGAAUCCAAAACUAUGAGUAGAACAUCUCGCCGUCUCCUCGCUUGGAAGUACCUGCAAUGUCACAGCGAUAUAUCAAUUAUAAUGAAACAUAUACUCGACAAUAAUCAGUGUCAUGCGGAGUGCGAUUGCAUCAUUAAUGCUGUAAGUUUUGGAUCGUAUCCUGUCAAUAGUGUAAAUGAACCAAUUAUAUCCAAUCUGUAA